This is a messenger RNA of Penicillium bovifimosum, 1269 nucleotides long. RefSeq lists its product as uncharacterized. NCBI's taxonomy places the organism in Eukaryota, Fungi, Ascomycota, Eurotiomycetes, Eurotiales, Aspergillaceae. The record is from RefSeq and is a predicted model, not a curated record. The coding region runs from base 1 to 1269 and encodes 422 amino acids. The transcript has a single exon.
AUGCCUCGAUCCACAUUGUCCCUGUCGAAAAACACCUCGCCGAAUGAGAGAAGCAGACGCAAAAUUUGGGGACCACUUGGUCUUGCCGAUGAAUCUGGGCCCAAUGCUACAGGGAUCAUGGCAGACCGCACUACUGUCCUAAACCUCCUCCGCACAAUCUAUGACCCUAUACUCGCGCGAUUCAUUGCACUAACUAAUAACCCUCAGCAAGUACUUUUCCACAACAGACGCGCUCCCCGCCAAGUUCAGGUAGCUCUUUUCAAUUAUUUGGGACACCUGCCAGCUCGUGUCCUAGCCGCUGAGCCUGAUCGUUGGGAACUUGUUUAUCAUCUCUACACUUUGCUCAGAUACCUGCGAUUUACUGAUCGCGCUUGGGAUGCUCCUCUGGCCGUCCCUUUGCCUGCGCUUCCUGAAUUGCCCGCUCCUGGUGUUCCGUCUCGCACCGUCAAUGUCCCGACUGGGUUCCCUGGUAGCAGGACCCCCCAAGGUGGUUGGCCUCCUGGUCCUGUCAAUUCUCCCCAGCUGCGCGCCGCUUCCCUCGAUCCUCUCCCCGCUCUCCCCGCUCCCGCUGCUCCUGCUCCCGCUGCUCCUGCUCCCGCUGCUCCUGCUCCCGCUGCUCCUGCUCCCGCUGCUCCUGCUCCCGCUGCUCCUGCUCCCGCUGCUCCUGCUCCCGCUGCUCCUGCUCCCGCUGCUCCUGCUCCCGCUGCUCCUGCCCCCGCUGCUCCUGCCCCCGCUGCUCCUUCUCCCGCCGCUCCUUCUCCCGCUGCUCCUUCUCCCGCUGCUCCUUCCCCCGCUGCUCCUUCCCCCGCUGCUCCUACCUUCCUUACUCGUGUCCGCGCUGCUCUUGCCCCCACUGCUCGUGCUCCCGCCGCCCCUGCUCCCGCCGCUCCUGCCCCCACUAUGCUUCAAUUUGGUCCCCUUCAACCUCCAGGUUCAAUCCUUCCUCUCCCCGUUCCUACUGGUAUCCCCGGCCAUCGCCCCUCUGCUCCUCCUCCCCGUUUUCCUGUCACGAGUAUUGCUCCCGAACUUGUUCAUGCUCCCAUUCCUUCUAUUGAAUAUGAUGAUACUGCUCAUAGUGGUGGUCCUAAUUUUCGCCUCCCUUCCAUCCGUUCUAUCAUCCCCGGUCUUCCUACCGCUUCUCGCCCCGGCGCUAGUCCUCGCAUCAAAGAGGAGCCUGAGAUCAAAGAGGAGCCUGAGAGCAGUCCUCGCAUCAAACGGGAGCGUGAAGACGAUGACGGUGAGGGCGAUGCGCCCCCCGCUAAAAAAUGA